Molecule: messenger RNA, 1158 nt
Organism: Fusarium oxysporum Fo47
Lineage: Eukaryota; Fungi; Ascomycota; Sordariomycetes; Hypocreales; Nectriaceae
Product: ribonuclease H-like domain-containing protein
Exons: 2
Coding region: 1-1158 (385 amino acids)
Biological process (GO): ribosomal large subunit assembly; rRNA processing
Cellular component (GO): nucleus
Molecular function (GO): exonuclease activity; nucleic acid binding
Source: RefSeq, a predicted model, not a curated record
AUGGUCAAAGUCAAAGUCAACAAGAAUAAUGCAGACCAUGAUGGCAAUCAGUGUUGUGAGCACUGCAUCAGAUGGUUUUGCAGCACAGAAGCCUUGUCCCAGCAUAACGAAGCAAAACAUGGGAAGUUACCGGCGGUUGUGCCAUCUCAAAACCAAGUGUUAACCGUCUCAACGCCUCAACCUCCACACCAAUUUCACUUCCAAGACCAAAACUACAAAAGAUUACCACUACUAGAUAUGGCAAUUAUAUACGACAGUCUCAUUCUCAAAUACCAUUCUUCUGAGCGCCUUAGAAAGGAGGGCUAUGUCUUGGGGAAGGAAACUCGUGAGAACGCUAGACAGGCCGCUAUCACGAAGCAAACCAUUAUGGCUUCUUACCCGAGCUCUCUCGAGCCCAAAAGAAAGGCAAUCGCUCUAGAUUGCGAAAUGGCAGGAGUCGUAAAUAGUAAGAGUGAAAUCAUAUCCAUCUGCGCGAUCGACUUUUUCACUGGCGAAGUUUUGAUCAAUUCUCUUGUCAAACCUCAUGAGCCCAUCAUUGACUGGCGUACCAACAUCCAUGGUAUAAGGCCGGCGACACUCGCUAUAGCUGCAUCCCAAGGACAAAUUCUCUAUGGUUGGGAAGCAGCGCGAGAAGAGCUACUCAAGCAUAUCAACACAGAGACAGCAAUGGUUGGACAAUCUCUCCAGCAAGAUUUAAAUAGGCUACGAGUAUCACAUGAAAAGAUUUUCGAUACUGCUAUUCUUACAGCAGAAGCGGUGUUUGGAACAGGUACUCCCUUUGGUCGUCGAUGGAGUCUUCAAUCCCUCUGUGCAGAUUUGUUGAAAUUGCGUAUUCGACAGGGUUCCAACACUCACGAUGCUUUGGAAGACGCUAUGGCGGCACGAGAGGUUGCGUUGUGGUGCAUAUGUUACCCUGACAAGUUAAAGCAAUGGGCAAAGAGGGCACGCAAGAAGCACAUGGCUGAAAAAGCGAAACUAGCGGAGCGCAGGCGAAAUAAAAGGAGGAACAUGUAUUACUCAGCGCCUGUUCCCGACGACGAGUAUGAGGAUUGUGGGUAUUAUCAUGAUUAUGGUGAGAACGAGGAUGAUGAGAUCCUUCGAUGGGAGGAUGUGAUAGAGUGGGAAAUGUGGCCAAAGUCUCCUCCCUCUUCUGAUUAG